ACUUUGUACUUCAUUUAAAAGAGGAAUAUUCAACAAUGUCUAAAUCCUCUAGAUAUUCUGGAGAUGACAUAUGGAAGAACAGUGUUGAGAAGAUAAAUUCUGAACUUUUCACCCUUACUUAUGGAUCUGUAGUGUCACAAUUAUGUCGUGACUUCAAUAAUAAUUACAUAGAAGUAAACCAACAACUUGAUAAAAUGGGUUACAAUAUCGGGUUGAGAUUGAUUGAAGAGUUUCUUGCCAAGACAGGCGCUCAAAGAUGUCAAACAUUCAAAGAAACCUCAGAAAUGAUUUCUAAAGUUGCCUUUAAAAUCUUCCUCAACAUACAGCCUACAGUGGCCAAUUGGACCCAAGACGGAAAGACAUUUCUGCUUAUCUUCACUGAAAACCCCUUGGCUGAGUUUGUUGAAUUGCCCAUCACUUCAGAUCCAAAAAUUGCAAAGGAAUUGUGGUACUCGCAAAUCUUGUGUGGGGUAUUACGCGGAGCCCUUCAAAUGGUACAAUUGGACGUGGAGUGUUGGUUCAUAAAGGAUGUAUUAAGAGGUGACGAACACACAGAAAUGAAGUUAAAGUUGAACAAAAUCUUGAAGGAUGAAGUUCCAGCUGGUGAGGAUUAGACGGUUAACAAAGGCUGUUCCAGCUGGAGAACUUUAGCCGUAUGUACUAUAGAAGA
This is a messenger RNA of [Candida] anglica, 670 nucleotides long. Lineage: Eukaryota; Fungi; Ascomycota; Pichiomycetes; Serinales; Debaryomycetaceae. The record is from the annotation of a GenBank genome assembly.